Puma concolor (puma) is the source of this 2045-nucleotide messenger RNA. The record is from RefSeq and is a predicted model, not a curated record. Lineage: Eukaryota; Metazoa; Chordata; Mammalia; Carnivora; Felidae.
GGCCGUGGUAGGGCACCGUACCCGGACGGGCCCAGGUGUGCCCGGCCUGGCCCCAUGGCCCUGGUCACAGUGAGCCGCUCCCCUCCGGCCAGCGGCCACUCCACGCCUGUAGGGCCCACGCAGGACCAGGCAUCCAAGCGGAGAAGCCGGCUCCAGCGAAGGCAGAGCUUUGCAGUGCUCCGUGGGGCUGUCCUGGGACUGCAGGACGAAGAGGACAAUGGAGAAGCAGCUGACGCUGGCCCUGAGGCAGUGGAGGGACCCCUGGGGGAAGAACAGCCCCACAGCGACCAGACAGACGAUGGGCAGGGGCCCCAGAGUCCCCAGAAGCAGCAGCAGAGUCAGCACCUGCACCUCAUGGUGGAGCUGCUGAGGCCACAGGACGACAUCCGCCUGAACCAAGGACUAAACAGAACCAGCAGGGUCAGCCGGGUCUGCUGGCCAAUGGGCCUGGUGCCCCUGGCAGCGUCAGCCGGGCCGCAUACCCUCUGCUACAGGGUCAGCCACAUCUUGAACGUGGCCCGCGAGAUUGACAACUUCUACCCCGAUCGCUUCAUCUACCACAACGUGCGCCUCUGGGAUGAGGAGUCAGCCCAGCUGCUACCCCACUGGAAGGAGACACACGGCUUCGUGGAGGCCGCGAGAGCACAGGGCACUCGGGUGCUAGUCCACUGCAAGAUGGGCGUCAGCCGCUCAGCUGCCACGGUGAUAGCUUAUGCCAUGAAGCAGUAUGGCUGGAGUCUGGAGCAGGCUCUGCGCCACGUGCAGGAGCUCCGGCCCAUCGCCCGCCCCAACCCUGGCUUUCUGCGCCAGCUGCAGACCUACCAGGGCAUCUUGACCGCCAGCCGGCAGAGCCACAUCUGGGAGCAGAAAGUGGGUGGGGCUUCCCCAGAGGAGCCCCUCGCCCCCGAGAUGUCUACACCAUUCCCGCCUCUUCCGCCGGAACCAGGGGGCAGUGGGGAGGCGAAGGCUAUGGGUUUGGAGGAGAGCCGGUCGUCAGCCCUGAAAGAGGAGCCUGGACCACGGCCCCGUAUCAACCUCCGAGGGGUCAUGAGGUCCAUCAGCCUCCUGGAGCCUUCCUCGGAGCUGGAAAGCAUUUCAGGGGCCAGUGAUCUGCCAGAGGUGUUUUCUUCAAACGAGUCUUCAGAAGAAGACCCUCCGGUGCCCUUCCCUCAGCUCUCAAAGGCCAAGGGAGGCGAGCCGGGUUCCAAGGGGCCUUGGCCUGCCCUGAAGUCCCACCAGUCUGUGGUUGCCCUCAACAGCGCCGCCCUGGUGGCCAGCCGGACCCGGGCCUUGCAGGAGCAAGCAGAGGCCGGCCGUUCCUCCACACCCAGGCUCCGGAAGGUGGUGAGGCAGGCCAGUGUGGAUGGCAGUGGGGAGGAGGGCGAGGCUUGAGCCCUCACACAUGCUCAUGGCCCCCUAGACACAAAUAGAGGCGCCUGAACACAGCUCCUGGGACGAGCGCCCUUCAUUCCUGUCAGCUUGUCCACGUUCCUUUUAGCUCCUCCCCAGUGGCCCCGAGAUUCCAUCACUACAGCCUCAGCUCCUAUGGCCUUAAGUCUCAGACAUGUCCACCUUUCCAAGGGCUCAAGAUCUUCUCUAUAACGGGGAUGUGACAGAGACUGAAAGUGCCUUUGGGGGCCAGAGCACCUUGCUUCAUUCCCAGCUGCUGCCUGAAACACUCACUUGCAGCCAGGGAACAAACCCAGUGAAGAAAGGCUCAUGCUUCCUCCCUCACCCACUCCCAUGUGCCUCACCCCUGCCCCUCUUCAUUCCUGGGGCCCGCUAGGCCAGAGAACCAGUGGCCCUUAGAGGCCAAGAGUAACCUCAGUUCCCAGUUCUGGAGGCUCUGAGGAGCAGAGAGCGGUCCCGCCGAUGGGGCCUUCCUCCCGCACUCCACAACCAGCCCGUCUUCUGCCGUUGUCCCCCGCCCCACGCCACUCCCAGACAGCAGUGCGCUGGGUCACAGGGCACCAGGCCAAAGAAAGUCUUCUUCUUGUCCUUCACGGCCUCUGGCCAGUUUUUCACAGUCUUAAUAGUAUCUGGCU